Brassica napus (rape) is the source of this 399-nucleotide messenger RNA. RefSeq lists its product as uncharacterized. The transcript has a single exon. The record is from RefSeq and is a predicted model, not a curated record. NCBI's taxonomy places the organism in Eukaryota, Viridiplantae, Streptophyta, Magnoliopsida, Brassicales, Brassicaceae. Bases 1 to 399 code for a protein of 132 amino acids. Gene Ontology annotation, molecular function: RNA-DNA hybrid ribonuclease activity; nucleic acid binding.
AUGAGAUCUGAUGCUUCUUGGAAGGGAGAUCGCAAUGUUGCAGGUCUGGGAUGGGUCAUCUAUGGAGAGAAUGGACCGAUCAAAUUCUCAGCAGUAGAAGAGCAUGUCUCCACGCCCCUGAUGGCGGAGAGUAUUGCGAUGCGAGCAGCACUUGUGAAGUGUAAAGAGAUGGGAGUCCAUCGGAUCAGGUGUGAAGCAGACUCUAAGCAACUGAUUGCUUGUAUCAGGAACGAAGAACCAAUGCCAGAGAUCUAUGGAAUUGUAUCAGAUAUUGUAGCUUUAGCUUCUGAGUUUGAGACCAUCUCGUUUGGAUGGAUCUCUCGGUUAGAAAAUGUUAUUGCUGAUGGCCUUGCCAAGCAAUGUGUUGUAGUAAAUGAGGAUGUUAAUUCCCUCACCUAA